UCUCUCUCUUUCUUUCUCCAUCAAAUUUCUAACAUGCAUACAUCUUUCAGAUUUUUAUAUCACUGAAUGUGCAUUUUUUGUUAUUGUUUUUCUAUUUUCUUGUCUGUACUCGAAUUCGAUGCCGGGGGAGGUAGAAGAGUACCUAAAGACGAGAGACGGAUGACUCUCUUGAGAGGUGUCUCCUCAUUAGAACAUCAUAUUUCUUGUUUUUUUCUUCAAAAAAAAUUCUUUCGAACGUGGGGUCACAAUCAAGACUAUGUUAGUUUGAUCUGUUAUUUGUCUCAGAAUGCUCAGUAUUUCAUUUAUUGGAUACUAGAUUUCCUGAAUUUCAAUUUGUCGGACCUAACUGGGCUUUAGGGGUUGGUGUAAAGGUGAAGCAGAAGCGAGGACGAUCCAGGGCGCACCUGAUGGUGCCUCGAGACAGUUGGCUUGUUAAUUGAAUUUAGUUAAUUCUGCUCCAAUGAUGUUCAUCUUGUGAUUAAUUUAUAAUUAGUCGAUUAUGUCCCUUUCGACAAACAUAAAGAAGUCCAGCACUAGCAGGCUCUUGUAUUUUUCCCUUUGAAUAUCAUGUGUAUUAUGAGGAUUAGAAUGUGACUUGUUAAUAGUUUGGUCCCAGAAACAAGUUGAUCUAUGUGGGGAAAAAAAAUGGUCUAUUUUUCCCUUUGAAUAUCCUGUGUAUUAAAGAAGCUCAUCUAUUUUCGAGGAAGUUGAUCUAUGUUAAAAAAAUUGUCCUGCCAAAACAAGCCCACCCUUUCUUCAUCUGUCGGGAUAUCUUUAUGCCUGGUCCCUGGAGGCGAUUGAAGUGGUUCCCUCAAUUUGUAUGUCUCCGUGCUUUGAUUAUUUGUGUGCAUUCAUAUUAAAUCCUAAUAUCAAAUCAUGUUAACGCUGGGCAUGUUGGUGAAAGUUUUGAUUGUUCUAUUCAUUUGAAAGAUAUGCCAUCAUAGUAUAAGCCGUCUCAAGAAAAGUCUUCAUUUUGACAAACACAGUGUUGGAAAAACUUCCAUUAGCUCCAACUUAUUAUUGUUAAGAAAUCUGUUGCUCUACCUGCUUUGAUGGGCUGCUUUCAUUCUAAACACCUACGACAAAUCCCAGGUUACGAGGACCCUACUAUUCUUGCAUCCGAGACACCUUUCACAGUAAGUGAAGUUGAGGCAUUGUAUGAACUAUUUAAGAAAAUUAGCAGCUCAAUAAUCGAUGAUGGUCUCAUUCACAAGGAAGAGUUCCAGCUAGCACUCUUUAGAAACAGAAACAGGAGAAAUCUGUUUGCAGACAGGAUAUUUGAUUUGUUUGAUUACAAACGUAAUGGAGUGAUUGAAUUUGGAGAAUUCGUUCGAUCAUUAGGUGUGUUUCACCCUAAUGCACCAACGGCCGACAAAGUUACAUUUGCGUUUAGAUUGUAUGAUCUAAGGCACACUGGUUAUAUUGAGAGAGAAGAGUUGUACGAGAUGGUAUUGGCACUGUUGAACGAAUCUGAUCUGGCACUUUCAGAUGAUGUGGUUGAAAUGAUUGUUGACAAGACAUUCAGUGAUGCUGAUACAAAAGGUGAUGGAAGGAUUGAUCUAGAUGAAUGGAAAGAAUUUGUAUCAAAAAAUCCAUCUCUUAUAAAGAAUAUGACUCUUCCAUAUCUAAAGGAUAUAACAUUAGCAUUUCCUAGUUUCGUGCUGAACACAGAAGUGGAAGACUCAGAUAUGUGAUGUCAUGGUUUGGCCAAAAUGUUUUACCAAGAGUCGUCUACUGAUCUUCAAAAGCAACAUCCUGUUACAAGAAAAAGAUUCAGUUGAUACAUUAAGAAGAAAUUGCAGCAAUAAAGAAUAGAAGAAUUGAGUAAAAUCUUCGUCCAGUUCUCAUGUCAAUUUUAGAUGCUGGUUCUCGCAAUAUUGCUGCAAAUCAAGUGUAUAAAAGCAAAGGCUAGCAUGCUUAUAUUAGAUAAAUAGAUGAGUUUGUCUAGCUUUCGAGAUAGCAGUAGUUUCUACUGUUCGAUUAUGUUCGUAGGGAAUUUUGUGCUCGUGUUUGUUUUAUAUAAUAAUUGGCCAUCGACAUUUUUUGUUCCGUGUUACACGUUGUAAAAGGACGCUCUUUGUACUUUUUGAAUGAGGCUCAUGAUAUUGUAGAGGAUUUAUUUUUCAGUGUACAAAAUUUAUAGUUUGAUCACAAAUAAAACUAUUUACAACUAA
Molecule: messenger RNA, 2174 nt
Organism: Olea europaea var. sylvestris
Lineage: Eukaryota; Viridiplantae; Streptophyta; Magnoliopsida; Lamiales; Oleaceae
Product: calcineurin B-like protein 7
Exons: 10
Coding region: 1053-1694 (213 amino acids)
Biological process (GO): calcium-mediated signaling
Molecular function (GO): kinase binding; calcium ion binding
Source: RefSeq, a predicted model, not a curated record